ACAAGAAUGACCACUCCCUCCCCGACUAUCCUCCUCCCCGACCUCCCACCAAAGACCCUCGUGGGCAUCGACCUUCUCACCUUUACUUCCACCUCUAACUUCCACGGCAUCCGCGACCUCCCGCCGGGCUGGCACUUCCUCUACACCGGCACCACGGAAAGCCUCUCCCUGCGCUGCGGGAGCUGGUUCUACGUCGGUGACGAGGGCAACAUUACUGGUGGUAGUGGUAGUACAAACCAUGAAACUACGCGCGCUCUCGUCGCGCGCAGCCAACAGGCUGGUCAAGACAUUAUAGUUUGGAAAUGGGACACGGAAAGCGAGACGCUCGCGCCGCUGAGCGCCGACAGCGACGCGGAUAGGCAGGAGGCGAUGCGCCGGAAGGCAAAUCUCGGGGCGAUCUAUUCUCGGGGCGGGCUGUUUCGGUAUCGGAGUCGGGUGACGGCGGCGAUGUUGGCUAUGCAGAAGCUGCGGCAGAGGCAGCUGCGGCAGGGCGGAGAGGAGGAUGAGAAGGAAGGGAGGAGGGAUUGGUUGGGGUUGACGAAUCGGAUUACCGGGGAGCUCUUGGAUCGGAUUGUGGGGGUCCCUGUUGUGGAUGUUGAUGGGAGGGCGCGCUGGAUGGUCACGUCCGCGAGUACGGCGUUGAGGGAUAGUGAUGCCAUUCCUGGGGUGACGGUGCAGAAUGAGGAGCGGGGGAUGGAUGAGGGGGCCAUUGAGAGGGUUACGGGGGAGAAGGAGAGGGAGUUCUCGUUUGUGCCGGUGGAUUUGAAGAGGACGUGGAGGGAGGGGGCGGUUGGGAGGGAGAGGACGGAGGCGGCUCAGGAUCGCUCGUGGGCGCUGGGCGACCUGAUCAGCAGGGUGUCGAGGUCUAACGGGACUGUCAGUGAGCAGGAGCGGGAGAGGGUUGGCGAAGCCCAAUUGCUGGGGGAGCUGCAGUUUUCCUUCUUGAUGAUCUUGACGCUGAUGAAUUACUCGUGUCUGCAGCAGUGGAAGCGGUUGCUGGGGCUGAUUCUCACGUGUCGCAGCGCGAUUCGCGAUCGAGAGUCGUUCAUGAGUGAGCUGCUACGGUUGCUCUUGCUUCAGCUGCGGCGCUGUGACGACGUGGAGGGUGGCCUGUUUGAUCUGGAUGGAGAGGAGGGGGGAGUGUUCCUGCGGAAAUUGCUGACCAAAUUCCGCGCGUCACUUUAUGAGGUUGUUGAGGGUACAAAUUCUGCGGUUAAGACCGAGUUCGAGAAACUCGAAGCAUUUGUGAGGGAAGAGUAUGAUUGGGAACUCAAUCGUGAUGUUAUUCUUCGGCGAGGUAUGGUUCAACUCGAGGAUGGUGAAGAGGUUGAGCUAGAGGUAGAAGGGGACAAUGAGGAGGAGGAGCACGGAGAAUACGCUCCUAUGAUAGUGGAUCUUGGAGAGGGUACUGGAAAGGAUGAUAGCGAUUCCAGUCAGAACUUGUAA
Molecule: messenger RNA, 1446 nt
Organism: Aspergillus homomorphus CBS 101889
Lineage: Eukaryota; Fungi; Ascomycota; Eurotiomycetes; Eurotiales; Aspergillaceae
Product: AAR2 splicing factor family protein
Exons: 2
Biological process (GO): spliceosomal tri-snRNP complex assembly
Source: RefSeq, a predicted model, not a curated record